GGGCUCUUCAAGACCCAAAAAAGUGAGAGCGAGACAUUUUCUUUGAUACAAAAGAAAUUGUGCACAAAGAAUUCGUCCCACCCAACCAAACAGUGGAUUCUGCAUACUACUGUGACAUUUUGCGAUGGCUCCGUGAAAACGUGUGGUGACGACGGCUCGAACUUUGGUAUCUAGGGAACUGGCUGCUGCAUCACGACAAUGUGCCCUGUCACACAUCCUUGUUCACUAGAACCUUUUUGGCAAAAAACAACAUGGCGGAUUACCCCACCCACCAUAUUCACCAGAUUUGGCACCUGAUGACUUCGCGCUAUUCCCAAAACUGAAACUCAAGUUGAAAGGCCAUCGGUUUGACACUCUAGAGAGGAUUCAAGAAGCAUCGCUGGCAGUGAUAAACACCCUCGAAGAACAGGACUUCUAGAAAACAUUUGACCUGUGGCAGAAGUGCUGGGACUGGUGUGUACAUGCGGAUGGGAACUACUUCGAGGAUGAUGGUGACCAUUAGUCCAAAGGUAUUGAUACGAGGUUUUUGGCGAAUGACAGUACACUGAGAGGCAUGUACUUUUAUAUGUGAUACAGUGCCUUAACUCUUGUAUUGAUCAAGAUAUUGAAGUUUUGAAUUCAGGGCAUGCAAAAAUGGAGCAUGCUCUGACAUCCAACAUUACGUGGUAUGAGGCAUUAAUAUCUGUGAUGAAACUUCAUGACAAUAUUACUGCAGUUCUUGAAGCAUUUUCAGUGGAACUCGAAACAGGCACUAAAAAACUGUCCAUUGAUAUUGUUGUUAAACAUGGUUAUGAGUGGAUAAAAGUCAUAGCAAAGAAUGCAAGAAAUGUCAUAAGUUCCUUGGAGGGUGAUUGCAGUUAUGGGAAACGAACCUACAUUGAUCAAGCAAAAGAUAUACUUCUGUGUGCAGAGAAACAUGCCCUUUAUUUCAAAACACCUAAGGUUGUUUUUGUGUUUACACGUGGUGUGGAUGAAGAAACUGUGAAGUGCCUUACUGACCUUGGUGUUACAGUUAGGAGUAUAGGAAAUGAAUCUGACUGGUCUGAAAAAAAUAAAGAUGAAGCUAAAGGAACGCUAGAAAAUCAGAAUCAGCAUAACACAACAGUUUUCAGCUGCAGUUCAUUAAAGGAAAACAAAAAUGGUUUGCUAGCACAUGUCAGUGAUAUUCAGUGCCUGAAUCUUGAUGUAACAACUUUACUUGCUUAUGUGUCUGAUUUAACCAAUGGAGGAUGUUACUUUGAUUUUGAUGAUCCUUGUAUUAAUUAUCAAGCUGAGCAGGAAAGGAAAGAACCAUUGAAACCUCUUCUGGACAAACUGUUUGUUGGGAAACAGUUGAUAUGCUGUCAAAGUGCAUAUGAAAGCUUCUCAUCCAUCAUUGAUACAGUUGGUGGUGAAAGUGAGAAGAAAUCUGCAUCACAGUUCAUGGAGAAGGUUUUGGUUGUUAAUGAUAUACUUUCACAAGAAUUUGAAAAUAUUAAAUUAGGUGGAAAAAUUAAGAAACGAUCACUUAUAGUUUUUGCAACAGGGCAUGCUAUGAGAUCAGUAACAGUAACAGCAAAUGAAGGAUUUUGUAGAGCAUCACUCAAUAAGGGUAUUAGAUUUGCUGUGUUUCUGCAUCAACCCAGGGCACUAACUGAAAAUAUGAAGAAAAAAAUUAUAUCACGCAGCAAGACCUAAUUUUCUUCCGUACAAAGGAAAGCAAGAUAAUUGGUAUGUGAAGAGACCUCACUGAAUAUGUCAGUCUAUUUUUGACAGUUGUUAGAGUUUUUUGGUAUUUUCAUAUUUAAUAAUAUUGCCUUAGAGCUAUAACUAUAUACGAUUGGCGUAUAUUUCCGUCUGUGAUAUGCAUUUACACUGCAUUAACAUUUUUUUAUGUUUUGAGGAAAUUUUCUUGUACUUGUUGUUUAUUUAUUGUCAAAAACACCCACUACCGAAAGUGGGUUGUAUUUUCUGUUAGUCUGCUAUGUAAUA
Schistocerca americana (American grasshopper) is the source of this 1971-nucleotide messenger RNA. RefSeq names its product UPF0415 protein C7orf25 homolog. Bases 634 to 1677 code for a protein of 347 amino acids. Lineage: Eukaryota; Metazoa; Arthropoda; Insecta; Orthoptera; Acrididae. The record is from RefSeq and is a predicted model, not a curated record. The transcript has 9 exons.